UAAAAUUUUACAAUUAAGUGUGUGAGAACGCGAACGGUUGCCUGCUGCCUGCUUGUGGGUGGAAGCGAGUGCGCGAACAAAAAGGGCGAAACGCGAACGCGAAUAGAAAAGGAGCAGAAUUACACAAGUUGGAAAAACGUUUUUGAGACCGAAUAUUGAUUUUUUCAUAGAAUCAGUCGCGCGGUUGUUGCCGUUGUCCGUUUCUGUGGAAAGAUCAGUGCUGUGAUAGAUAACAGUAAAGAAAAGCAAUUGAAAAGCGGGCAGUAUUUGCCCACUCCACUGCUAGUCCCAAAGUCGACCCAUUUCUGCCAGGAGGAGAGACACCAACACCCCCACGCACACACAAACAGACACACGGCCCACGACGAGUGUCAGACUCUCUUUCAGAGACCGCGACAAAACUGGUAAGACUCUGAACACCAAGAUGCCGUCAGCACCGACACACACUGCCGAGGAGGCACACCUGCUGGGCACCAUGCCCGUUGACCCCAUGGACGACAUCGAACUGCGCUCCGUGCAGCUGCACUUCCCGAACGCACGAGGCUCCAUCCUGGAGGCCUGCGACCAGCGCCGUGUGCCCACAGACAAGGGUGACAUACACGUGGCCAUACAGGGCGAUACCUCCAAGCCGGCCAUCGUCACCUAUCAUGAUCUGGGCCUAAACUAUGCCACCAGCUUCGCUGGCUUCUUCAACUUCCCAGUGAUGCGGGGCCUGCUGGAGAACUUCUGUGUGUACCACGUGACGGCACCCGGUCAGGAGGAGGGUGCCCCAGCAUUGCCAGAGGACUACGUGUAUCCAACCAUGGAUGAGCUAGCCGCCCAGCUGCUGUUCGUGCUGUCGCACUUUGGAUUGAAGUCCGUGAUUGGAUUCGGAGUGGGAGCUGGAGCCAACAUCCUGGCCAGAUUCGCCCACGGCCACCCGGACAAGGUGGGGGCACUGUGCUUGAUCAACUGCGUGUCCACGCAGUCGGGGUGGAUCGAGUGGGGCUACCAGAGCUUCAACGCCCGCUUCUUGCGCACCAAGGGCAUGACUCAGGGCGUCAUUGACUAUCUGAUGUGGCACCACUUUGGACGCAAUCCGGAGGAGCGUAACCACGACCUGGUGCAGAUGUAUAAGCAGCACUUUGAGCGUGCCGUCAACCCGACUAACCUGGCCAUGCUCAUCAACGCAUACAUCCAUCGCAACGACCUGCACCUGGCGCGCACUCCGCCAGGCACCCCGGGCACGGAGACGGCGGCCACCACGCUGAAGAUGCCUGUCAUCAACAUCACGGGUUCGCUCUCGCCGCACGUGGACGACACGGUCACCUUCAAUGGUCGCCUGGACCCCACAAACUCGUCCUGGAUGAAGAUUUCCGAUUGCGCUCUGGUGCUCGAGGAGCAGCCGGCCAAGCUGGCCGAGGCCUUUCGGCUGUUCUUGCAGGGCGAGGGCUAUGCAACGCCUCUUUCGACGCCGGCGAGCUCCCCGUGCGGCACCAAGUACCACACUUACUCCUCGAUAUUCUUCGCCAACUUCCGGGAGCAGCAGCAACAAGCGAGGGAGGAGCGCGACCGGGAACGGGAGCAUGAUCGCCAGAGGCAGCUAAAUCUCCGGAUUGGCAAUCGGCUACGCGAGACGGCCAUCAACUGUACCAACAACGGAUCUGGAGCCGGAGCCGGGGACAAUAACAACGCCGACGCCAGCGAGGAGGAAGAAGACCAGGAGAACGGAAACGGAAAUGGCAACCGUGCCUACGUCACCACAGACACAUCCGGCACACUCUACUACGGCACACAGAGCAACAAGAUACGCAUCACCGAGAACCCACUGCCCGAGCCGGUCAGCUCCUAGAUUGUUACGCCCUACUCCUACCCUUCCCACAACCAAGAGAAACCAAAACUACGCCACACUAAGGUACACUAAAUAGAAGGUCUGGCCUUAAUCCACACACUGUUAAUGUUGUUACAAGCGAAAAGAGAGCAGAAAUAAUCACACAGCAACAGCAGCAGCAGCCGCAGCGCAGCGCAGCCAAGUCAAGCCAAGCUUCAGAGUAAACUUAAAAGCCGAGCCGUGCUCCAAGAGACACCCCACACUCCAGUACACACACACUCACCGCUAGAGAAAAGACCCAAUAAUUACGUUAGCCACCAAAGAGAAUACGUUCUUGUUUUCGCUUUCCCCGAUUAUCGAUCGAAAGAGUGCGGAGAGGCUCUAUCGAGAUAUUUGUAAUUUACACUUUGUGCCUGAGCGUUACGCAUGCAGUACAUAGAACAUAGCCCCCACAAGACACAAGAACCCCCCACAUAUAUCCAGCCAGAUCGGUACGGAUUGGCAGCUUAGGAAUCCUUUUUUUGACGAGCUUGCUUAGUUGUUGUGAAACGAAGCGUAACGAAAUCAGAAACGAACAAUAUACAAAAAUAUACAUAUGUGUGCAUGGAUAUAUCCGUGCACACGGAUGGAUCAAUUAAGAUCACGAUGAGGUAACGUAACUCAAAGAUUAAAAGCAUUUUCGCUUAAUGUUAAAACAAAAAUUAAAAAGAAAAAACUGUUAACUUAAUCCCAAGAAUAACGAAAACGAAAAAGUGUAGCAUAUCAAAUAACGAAAAAAUACGAAUACACAAAUCUCUCAAAAUUACAUAUAUAAUUAUACAAGAACCUACAUAGAUAAAUAUUGGACACGAGACCCCAUACAACACCAAACACACACACACAGCCACGCAAACAUACAGCCACACAAACACGAUAUGAAUAUAGAAUAAAUAUAUACAUAAAUACGAGUAUAUACAUAUAUGAAUAAUGACAACUUUUUGCAAUAACUUCGAAUUCAAUUCAAUAAAAGUUUUAGAAGCUUGAGACAAGUCA
Drosophila persimilis is the source of this 2842-nucleotide messenger RNA. It is a transcript of the gene MESK2, whose product is annotated as protein NDRG3. Bases 425 to 1831 code for a protein of 468 amino acids. Gene Ontology annotation, biological process: signal transduction. Gene Ontology annotation, cellular component: cytoplasm. The record is from RefSeq and is a predicted model, not a curated record. The transcript has 7 exons. Lineage: Eukaryota; Metazoa; Arthropoda; Insecta; Diptera; Drosophilidae.